Messenger RNA from Zasmidium cellare ATCC 36951, 423 nucleotides. RefSeq lists its product as uncharacterized. Lineage: Eukaryota; Fungi; Ascomycota; Dothideomycetes; Mycosphaerellales; Mycosphaerellaceae. The coding region runs from base 1 to 423 and encodes 140 amino acids. The record is from RefSeq and is a predicted model, not a curated record. The transcript has a single exon.
AUGCCCAAACUCCCUGACAGCCCUCAGUUCAACCUUAGCCCGCAGAAUCGUCCGGUACCUGGCGACGACGAGGACGAGGACGAGGACGACGUGCUGUUCAUUCCUAUCAGCGAUGAUGAAAGCGAGGUCCCAGAAACCACCCAAGCCAGCACCGCCAACGAGCAGGAAGAAGACGACUUCAUCAUCGUUCCCCGCGACUGCCCUCCACCACCUCGCAGCACAACACCCACAAGCCGCAACAGUCAAGGCACACCAUCCCCUCCGCAGCCGGAAGUCCAGGAGGAAGUCUCAUCACCUUCCAACCGAGAAGAAGAGGACAGAGGACAGCCGAGCUCACGACGGGGUCUUUACUCUACGCCCGCGGCGACGACGUCCAUACCCUACGCUGUUGUCGGUCUCUGGCGACAGCGGCGAGGAGGUUGA